GUCUGGCGGCCGUGAACUCAAAUGGGUUAUAAUAUAGAUUUUGAUGCUGCAAAUGCGAAAAUUUUUUACGUUUAUUCAAGAGGAUUGAACCGCGGUAUACCUUUCAUUAAAUAUAUCGUGUUAAAUAUUCAACUCGUUGAAAUUGAAUCGGAUGAAACAUGGUUGUUAUUGUUUGUAUGUUCGUACCUGAUGACUUCUGCGUAACCGCUAAAACAAUCGUUCGUAUCGCUCGCUUGGAAAGCAUGUGCAGUGUCGACUAAAAUUAUGUGCGUAGAUGUGUUGCGGCACAUACGUUUUAUCUCACGUUUACAUUUCGUGUAUUGCGGUAAACUCGUUACGUGAAUCUGUGAUUUGUGAAAGUGAAGUGCGCGAGUUAACCUAAAGACGAUAGUAGUAGUGAGUGCAAUAGAAUAAAUCUAAAUUUUUGGUGCAACAGAAUAAAUCUAAAUUAUUCAUCAAUUCUUCGACGGAGCUGAUGCGAUGCGGUCUAAGGCGAAAUCUCCAGCAGAAUCUGAAGUAAACUACAAUACCAUAGCUGGUUCUUGGAUUCAAGGACACAUAUAUAUGGCUCAAAGAUGAUAAUCCAAGUCAGAAGAAAAGAGGAAACCUUCGCUUAACGAAGGCUCUUAAUGCAAAUUCCAAGAUCAUCUGGGCCGAUCAACAGAAAACCAUGAAACGACUUAAACGCAAUUACAUCUCGUUAGUCGACUUGGAGUCUGAAAAACCUCUAACGAGGGAGAAGCGUCUGCAAUUAAAUGCAUACGAAGCUGCAUCGAAUGUCGUUAACAACGUGGAGGAAAAUUAUGCUGGUGCCCAUAAGACAAAGAUGUUUAAUGAUGAGCUUUGGAAUCAAGAAUGGUAUCUGCAAGACACAAGGACGAAUAAAGCUUUGCCGAAGCUCGAUUUGAACGUCCUGCCUCUCUAUCGGCUGGGGAUAACUGGUCGUAGAGUAAGGAUCGCUGUUCUCGACGAUGGUUUGGAAUACACUCAUGAUGAUCUGUGGAACAAUUAUGAUGCGGCUAUUAGUUACGACAUAAAUGAAGGCGACGAUGAUCCUUUUCCAAGAUACGACGUGUCAGGGAUGAACGGUCACGGCACCAGGUGUGCCGGUGAGAUAGCGAUGGAAGCCAAUAACCGAAAGUGCGGCGUCGGUGUCGCCUUCGAGGCGUCCAUCGGUGGCAUCAAGCUUCUCGACGGCCUGGUGAACGACCGUGUAGAAGGCGAGGCUCUAGGAUACAAGCCGGAACUCAUUGACAUUUACACGGCUUCCUGGGGACCGGCGGACGAUGGGAAAAGUUUGGAGGCACCCGGUAGACUCGCCGUCGAGGCCCUCGAGCGCGGCGUAACGGAGGGCCGUAAUGGUAAAGGUAAUAUUUAUGUGUGGGCUUCUGGGAACGGUGGCUCCAAAUCGGACGACUGCGGAUGCGAUGGAUAUGUUGGUAGUAUAUACACCGUAGCUGUCGGAUCAGCCAGUCAAACUGGAAGAUUUCCUUGGUAUGGAGAAAGAUGUCCCGCCACUCUCGCUACAACGUACAGCAGCGGCGCGUAUCACGAUCAGAUGAUAGCAACAACGGAUCUAAAAAACACCUGCACGACCAGACACACGGGUACUUCAGCCUCUGCUCCAUUAGCCGCCGGGAUCCUGGCUCUCGCACUGCAAGUAAACAACAAUUUGACGUGGAGAGACACUCAGCAUCUUAUAGCCUGGUCAUCGGAAUACAGUCCUCUUAGCGAAAACCCCGGCUGGUUUAAGAACGCAGCUGGAUUUUGGUUCAACUCGCGCUUUGGUUUUGGACUUAUGAACGCGUACGCGUUAGUAAUGGCAAGCUACAACUGGACGACGGUGCCAGAGAAAACUAUUUGCAAAGUGGAUAACACAUAUAUCGCCGAUAUCGGGCUGGCUUAUGGAAAUUCGAAGAAACUGCAAUUCGAUGCUGGCAACGUUUGUCGGGCAUCAGGGAGCGAAAUAAUCUUUCUGGAACAUGUGGAGAUCGAGGCGAAUCUUCAGUACUCUCGUCGCGGCGCGUUGCAGAUGCAUCUGACUGCACCCUCCGGAAACUUAGUCCAAAUCCUAAGUCCAAGAAGGCUGGAUAAUUCCAACGCUGGUUUUACAAAGUGGAAAUUCAUGUCCGUUGCGACGUGGGGCGAAGACCCUCGAGGAAGGUGGACCUUAGAAAUAUUUGACGAAAUAGGCCCGAAGCAGAAUAAUGGCACAAUUGGAGCAUUUAGAUUGAUUCUACAUGGAACUGCGCAAAUUCCAGCUUACCGCAGAAACGGACCAAGAAUUUACAACAAAGAUUAUAACCGAAUACGUAAAAUGUACGAUGCAGCAGAACCGUUCAUAACAAAUUCCGUACAGGAUGGAUACGAUCAGGAUACUUUAUCGAAAUCAUCAGAAAUUGAUAAUGUUUCGUAUACAAAAUGGUUGAAAAAACUAUUAAAAUUGUUAUAGCCGACGUGUUCUAGUUAUAUUACUGCAUUGGAAAUUAAAUUAAUGUACAGAAACACUCGCGCAAUUGUUAUGAUUAUUGCAGCGACAUCCACAAUUGCGCUCAUAUUUAUUAACA
Molecule: messenger RNA, 2567 nt
Organism: Linepithema humile (Argentine ant)
Lineage: Eukaryota; Metazoa; Arthropoda; Insecta; Hymenoptera; Formicidae
Source: RefSeq, a predicted model, not a curated record